GCCUAAAACCCCGCCUACCUGUUCGAAACUCAGCUCCUCAGCGUCUCCGAAAGCGGGCCCCAUGUCGUCGUCGGCGGCGCACCAGAAGGCGGCCGCGGCGGCUCCCGCUGACGAGGAGGAGGCCGGGGAGGUCGGGCCUUUCCCCAUCGAGCAGCUCCAGGCGUCUGGAAUAGCUGCACUCGAUGUGAAAAAGCUCAAGGACGCUGGUCAUUGCACAGUGGAGUCUGUAGCUUACUGUCCGAGGAAAGAUCUUUUGCAAAUUAAAGGGAUUAGUGAAGCCAAAGUUGAUAAGAUAAUUGAAGCAGCUUCGAAGUUGGUACCACUGGGAUUUACUAGCGCGACCCAGCUUCAUGCGCAGAGGCUCGAGAUUAUCCAGGUUACAACUGGAUCAAGAGAACUUGAUAGAAUAUUGGAGGGAGGAAUAGAGACAGGGUCCAUCACGGAGCUUUAUGGCGAAUUCAGAUCUGGGAAGACUCAGUUGUGCCACACUCUCUGUGUCACAUGUCAGUGGUUUAUUCAGCUCCCACUGGACCAAGGUGGUGGCGAAGGGAAGGCUCUCUAUAUUGAUGCAGAAGGCACAUUCAGGCCACAAAGACUCCUACAGAUAGCAGACAGGUUUGGCUUGAAUGGUGCUGAUGUACUGGAGAAUGUAGCUUAUGCCAGAGCAUAUAAUACUGAUCAUCAGUCUAGGCUUUUGCUGGAAGCAGCUUCCAUGAUGGUGGAGACAAGGUUUGCACUUAUGAUUAUAGAUAGUGCCACAGCCCUUUACAGGACCGAUUUCUCUGGUAGAGGGGAGCUAUCAGCAAGGCAGAUGCAUCUUGCCAAGUUCCUCAGGAGUCUUCAGAAGUUAGCGGAUGAGUUUGGGGUGGCAGUGGUAAUCUCCAAUCAAGUGGUGGCCCAAGUGGAUGGCAGUGCGAUGUUUGCUGGGCCACAGAUCAAACCCAUUGGCGGGAACAUCAUGGCUCAUGCUUCCACAACAAGGCUUUAUCUCCGUAAGGGAAGGGCGGAGGAGCGAAUCUGUAAAGUGGUAAGCUCUCCCUGCCUGGCUGAAGCUGAAGCGAGGUUUCAGAUAUCACCCGAAGGCGUCACAGAUGUCAAAGAUUGAGACUGCUCUUUGCAUGUCGGAGGGAUACAUAAUGGCCCACGGUGCCAAUGCUUCAUAUCUAUCUCCAGCCUGCUAUCUUCAUGCUAAGCUUGUGCUGAUGAAGGCCCUUCUGUAAAGCAACCUCCAUAGGGCUCCCCUGGAUGGAAAUGUUGUGCAGCCAACAACUCAAAGUUUGCUUGUUUUCUCAGCCUGUUCUUCAUUGCCAAUCUAGUGCACCACUUGCAGCAAGCAGUUAACCAAAUUCAUCGUCACCAUAGCUGCUAUUCAGAUUUCAAUGAUGCUUGGUCGUUUCCUCAGAUUAUGUAAUUUGUAUUUAUUUUUAAUAUCAAAAACAAUAUUCUUGCCAUAGGUUUGAGCGUGCGCUAUCCUGAUCAAGAUUUGUGUGGCGAUGGUUGAGUGAUAAGAAAAUGUAAUUAUUCUCUGUUUAAAAA
Molecule: messenger RNA, 1536 nt
Organism: Lolium perenne
Lineage: Eukaryota; Viridiplantae; Streptophyta; Magnoliopsida; Poales; Poaceae
Product: DNA repair protein RAD51 homolog B
Biological process (GO): DNA recombinase assembly; double-strand break repair via homologous recombination; chromosome organization involved in meiotic cell cycle
Cellular component (GO): condensed nuclear chromosome
Molecular function (GO): ATP-dependent DNA damage sensor activity; ATP hydrolysis activity; single-stranded DNA binding
Source: RefSeq, a predicted model, not a curated record